Hemiscyllium ocellatum (epaulette shark) is the source of this 681-nucleotide messenger RNA. RefSeq names its product histone H2A, sperm. Gene Ontology annotation, cellular component: nucleosome. The record is from RefSeq and is a predicted model, not a curated record. Gene Ontology annotation, molecular function: DNA binding; structural constituent of chromatin; protein heterodimerization activity. The coding region runs from base 215 to 595 and encodes 126 amino acids. Lineage: Eukaryota; Metazoa; Chordata; Chondrichthyes; Orectolobiformes; Hemiscylliidae. The transcript has a single exon.
GCGGUUGGUGAUUUGACGUUGACAUUUUCCGGCCUCCCUCCGGAUUGGGCAAUGAAGGAGAGAUCUGAUUGGCUGCUGAAACAACAUUAGGCAAUGCUAAACAAUGUGACCAAUCAGCAUCGGCCGCCCCACCAUUCCUCCCGAAGGUAUAACAGGGCGCAAUGUGGGCGGAUUGGAGUCUUCUCAGUGACAGUGUUGGUGGGAUUGGGGGACUAUGUCUGGGAGAGGAAAGGGCGGGAUGAAAGCGCGCACCAAGGCCAAGUCUCGGUCGUCCCGGGCUGGCCUGCAGUUCCCGGUGGGCCGUAUUCACAGGCUCCUGAGAAAGGGCAACUAUGCUGAGCGGGUGGGGGCCGGAGCGCCGGUCUAUCUGGCUGCGGUGCUGGAGUAUCUGGCGGCUGAAGUCCUGGAGCUGGCCGGCAACGCGGCCCGGGACAACAAGAAAACCCGCAUCAUCCCCAGGCACCUGCAGCUGGCCGUGCGCAACGACGAGGAGCUCAACAAGCUGCUGGGAGGGGUGACCAUCGCUCAGGGAGGGGUGCUGCCUAAUAUCCAGGCCGUGCUGCUGCCCAAGAAAACCGCCCCCACCAAAAAGUGAAGAGACUGAUCUUGACUCUGACAACCCAAAGGCUCUUUUAAGAGCCGCUCACAAUAUCAGAGAAAGAAACUAGACCCCCAUCUCUA